Messenger RNA from Prorocentrum cordatum, 317 nucleotides. The record is from the annotation of a GenBank genome assembly. NCBI's taxonomy places the organism in Eukaryota, Dinophyceae, Prorocentrales, Prorocentraceae.
GAGCUCCCAGCGCCGUGUCGCUGCUGCACGAGCCGGCGGGCGCGCCCGCGCUCCGGGACAGCGUCGCCAAGCUCCAGGCUGCUUGCCGCGUGUCGAUGCCGGUCGACUCCGGCUCGGUCGGCUUUCGGCCCGCCGUCGCCGUGGGCGGCCAGGGUGCACGUCGGCCUGCGGGUCCCGAGGUUCGUCCCCGUGCCCGGGCCCGCCAGGGGCCCUCUGCUGGCCUUGGGGCCGUCAGAAGAUGGCUCCUGGCCAGCGCCACCAAGCUCCAGGCACAGCUGCAGAAGGUGCAGGGCAGCCUGCCCCCGACCGAGGGCUCA